Sinocyclocheilus anshuiensis is the source of this 2419-nucleotide messenger RNA. RefSeq names its product probable dimethyladenosine transferase. The record is from RefSeq and is a predicted model, not a curated record. Gene Ontology annotation, cellular component: nucleolus. Lineage: Eukaryota; Metazoa; Chordata; Actinopteri; Cypriniformes; Cyprinidae. The transcript is spliced from 12 exons. Gene Ontology annotation, biological process: rRNA methylation. Gene Ontology annotation, molecular function: rRNA (adenine-N6,N6-)-dimethyltransferase activity. The coding region runs from base 632 to 1489 and encodes 285 amino acids.
UCCGAUCAGCUGAGAGAAACCAAAGGAACUAAAGCCAGCAGUUGCUGCACGUGUUUACGAUACAGUAAACGUAUACGCACAGUUGUACUGUAAAUUUGACAAUUUGGAAUCUCAAACAUAACUUAUCAAAAUGCCGAAGGUUAAAGCUGAGAAAAAAUCUCGACAACACCAGGAGGUGAAGAGUCAAGGAAUUAUGUUCAAUACUGGUAUUGGUCAGCAUAUUUUAAAAAAUCCAUUGGUUGUCAACGGACCCUGUUUUUUUGGACCAUAAAGAAUGUUUAUUGUGACAUUAUUUAUGACGUUUAAACUUUCAAUGUUUAUUGAUCUGUUUCAGGAAUUAUGUUCAAUACUGGUAUUGGUCAGCAUAUUUUAAAAAAUCCAUUGGUUGUCAACGGACCCUGUUUUUUUGGACCAUAAAGAAUGUUUAUUGUGACAUUAUUUAUGACGUUUAAACUUUCAAUGUUUAUUGAUCUGUUUCAGGAAUUAUGUUCAAUACUGGUAUUGGUCAGCAUAUUUUAAAAAAUCCAUUGGUUGUCAACGGACCCUGUUUUUUUGGACCAUAAAGAAUGUUUAUUGUGACAUUAUUUAUGACGUUUAAACUUUCAAUGUUUAUUGAUCUGUUUCAGGAAUUAUGUUCAAUACUGGUAUUGGUCAGCAUAUUUUAAAAAAUCCAUUGGUUGUCAACGGCAUCAUAGAGAAGGCAGCAUUGCGACCAACAGAUGUGGUUCUGGAAGUUGGUCCUGGAACUGGUAACAUGACUGUCAAACUUCUGGAGAAAGCCAAGAAAGUGGUUGCAUGUGAGUUGGACACCAGACUUGUUGCUGAGCUUCAAAAACGAGUCCAGUGCACUCCAAUGCAAAACAAGCUUCAGAUCCUCAUAGGAGACGUCCUCAAGACAGAGCUCCCCUUUUUUGAUGUCUGCGUGGCUAACUUGCCAUAUCAGAUAUCAUCACCUUUCGUGUUCAAGCUGUUACUUCACAGGCCGUUUUUUAGGUGUGCUGUGCUGAUGUUUCAGAGGGAAUUUGCCAUGCGGUUGGUGGCUAAAGCUGGAGACAAGCUAUACUGCAGGCUGUCCAUCAACACACAGCUCCUAGCCCGUGUGGACCACCUCAUGAAGGUGGGAAAGAAUAAUUUCAGACCACCUCCAAAAGUAGAGUCCAGCGUGGUGAGGAUAGAGCCCAAAAAUCCUCCACCGCCUAUCAACUUCCAGGAAUGGGAUGGUCUUGUCAGAAUUGCAUUUGUCCGAAAGAACAAAACACUCAGUGCUGCCUUCAAAUCUGCUGCGGUUGAACAGUUAUUGGAGAAGAACUACAGAAUCCAUUGCUCCGUGCACAACAUGGAAAUACAACAGGAUUUCAACAUUGCUCAGAAAAUUGAAAGCAUCCUUCAAGAGUCGAAGUUUAGCGACAAGAGGGCACGUUCCAUGGAUAUAGAUGAUUUCAUGGUGCUUCUUCAUGCAUUCAACUCCGCUGGGAUACACUUCUCCUAAGACAGCUACUAGGCUGACAGGAAGUGAUGUCACAAUCUUCUCCUAUUUUGUUGAUGCUAUGUGAAGAAAUGAAUGAUAUUUAUUUUCAAUGGACAUGCAAUGGGACAACUAAUCACUCAGGCUGGAAAUGUUUUGUGCCUUUCCUGAAUCAGGAAGUAUUUACGAACUUCAUUCAGAGUUAAAACUAGUGACUGUGUUAAGAGGUUUUGAAGAGGACAUCUUGGGUUUUUGUAACUUGUCUUUAUGUACUCACUCUGCAGUUGUGAGUACACCAGUUUACUCUUCAUAUAACUGAGGUUGUCAUAAAGAAUAUUAAACUUCAUCCCCAUCAGUCUCAGCACUGCACACACAACAUACUAUCCCGCCACUGUGUACUGCUCAAUACUGAACUGUCAAACUGAGAAAUUAUAAACUGCUAACACUUCACAAUAAGGUUCAGUUGGUUAACUAUGUAUCAGGUGUCAUGAACUAAUUGAUGGCAUUUUUACAGCAUUUUGUAUCUAGCUUAAUGUUAAUUUAUAAAUAUAGUAAUUGUUAAUUUAGUAAACUUGGAUUAGUAUAUAUAUAAAAAUUAACCUAAGUUAAUAAAUGGUGUAAAAGUAUUAUUAAUUAUUUGGCCAUGCUAGCUAUUGGAUUAAUGUUAACCACUUGGAACUUAUUUUCAAGUGUUACCUAGAAAUUUUGAUUAAUAUUCUACCAACAGUUAAGGUAAUAAGGUUACUGGUAUGUAAUCUUUGUGUAAAUAUAAUGGCUAAUUAUGUAAUAGGUGAUUAAACUAAUCUCAGAUUCAUUUAAGGCAUGUUUCUUAGGAAGGUUUAGCUGUACAAGGUCAAUAAAACCAUUGAAAAAGUAUUGUGUUAAAACUUCAGUAUUUAAAAAUCAAGAACAGGAUCUGCAUAUAAAUGUUUUGACUUUAAAAGAAACUUGAGA